UGAUGGCGCCGUUCUCUUCCGGGAAAAGAGGAAAGAAGUUGAAAAUGACGAGCAGAGUGAAAGAAGUUGAAAAUGACGAGCAGAGGAAUCAUAUGGUCUUCGCUUAUUAUAUCACCGGUCAUGGUUCGGAUCAUGCCACCCGUGUUGUUGAUGUAUUAUGUCACCUCUCUAUUUCUUCUCCGUCAUCGAUGUGGAUGGAUAGAGCUGGCGAGGCAACGCUUGCGGCAAACUUGGUCGUUCCAGUUUACGUUUUACCCGCAACGUUUUAUGUCCCAUUCUAUCAUUAUCAUUAAUCCCGGAGAUCUCGGCGUUGCCCUGCGCCUCCGUCGUUCUAUUUAUUUUUAUAAUUCUCUCUCCUUCCCUUCAUGUCCUAUACGUUUUAUAUACCAUAUUUUGCCUAAAACUGUUUAAGGUUUUCCGAUAGGGUUUUAGGAUCUUGCUUUCUUCCGAGCAUUUUUUUGUAAUAUAAAAUUUUUAUGAGAGAGCAAUGAGGAUUCCUGAUGGAGAUGAAGGGGUCUCCGCUUCUCGGGAGCACCUCGUCUUUGCCUACUACGUCACCGGCCAUGGGUUCGGCCACGCGACCCGCGUCGUCGAGGUUGUGCGGCAUCUUGUUGCUGCGGGGCAUGAUGUUCAUGUGGUCACAGGUGCUCCGGAUUUUGUCUUCACCACCGAGAUACAGUCUCCCAAUCUCCACAUUCGCAAGGUUUUGUUGGACUGUGGAGCUGUGCAAGCUGAUGCUUUGACAGUGGACCGGCUGGCCUCCUUGGAAAAGUAUCAUCAGACAGCUGUGGUGCCUCGAGCCUCAAUUUUGGAAGCUGAAGUGGAGUGGCUGAACUCGAUCAAGGCUGACUUAGUGGUCUCAGAUGUCGUCCCUGUAGCAUGCCGAGCAGCGGCUGAUGCUGGGAUUCGCUCAGUUUGUGUCACAAAUUUCAGUUGGGAUUUUAUAUAUGCAGAAUAUGUCAUGGCAGCUGGGCAUCAUCAUCGUUCUAUUGUCUGGCAGAUUGCGGAAGAUUACUCUCACUGUGAAUUCUUACUCCGGCUUCCUGGAUAUUGCCCUAUGCCUGCUUUCCAGGAUGUCAUUGAUGUUCCUCUGGUUGUCAGAAGAUUACACAAAUCUCGACUGGAGGUGAGGAAGGAACUUGGAAUUGGGAAUGAUGUGAAAGUAGUUAUUUUCAAUUUUGGAGGACAGCCCGCAGGAUGGAAACUGAAGCUAGAGUGGUUACCAGAUGGUUGGUUAUGUCUGGUCUGUGGUGCAUCUGACAACCAAGAGCUUCCACCAAACUUUGUAAAGCUUGCAAAAGAUGUAUAUACGCCUGACUUAAUUGCAGCAUCUGACUGCAUGCUUGGAAAAAUUGGGUAUGGCACUUUCAGUGAAGCUUUGGCGUACAAGUUGCCAUUUAUCUUUGUGCGCAGAGAUUAUUUUAAUGAAGAACCAUUUUUAAGAAAUAUGCUUGAGUAUUACCAGGGUGGCGUUGAGAUGAUUAGGAGAGAUUUGCUUACUGGACACUGGACUCCAUAUCUUGAGCGUGCCCUUACUCUUAGGCCUUGCUAUGAGGGAGGCAUUAAUGGUGGAGAGGAGGCAGCCUGCAUACUACAGGAUACGGCUACUGGGAAAAAAUAUGCUUCAGAUAAGUUGAGUGGAGCAAGGCGACUGCGUGAUGCCAUAGUGCUUGGAUAUCAACUACAAAGAGCUCCUGGCAGAGAUAUAGGUGUUCCUGAUUGGUAUUCUCUUGCUGAAAAUAAAGUCCGUCUUCGCCCUGAAUUGCCAGAUACUGAGAUGAAUGGGAAUGCCUCUCUUGUGGAAUCAUGCAUUGAGAACUUUGAGAUACUCCAUGGUGAACUGCAUGGUUUGUCCGAUACGGUGGCUUUCCUAGAGAGCCUAUCAGAACUUUAUGGUGGAUCUGAUGUGAAGGACCCUGGGAAGCGCCAAUCAAGGGAAUGGAGUGCUGCUGCAGCACUCUUUAAUUGGGAGGAAGAAAUUUAUGUAGCAAGAGCACCUGGAAGAUUGGAUGUCAUGGGAGGAAUUGCAGAUUAUUCAGGAAGCCUAGUUUUGCAGAUGCCUAUUAGAGAGGCCUGCCAUGUUGCUGUUCAGAAGAACCAUCCGAGCAGGCAAAAACUCUGGAAACAUGCUCAAGCACGUCAGCAGGCAAAAGGACAAGGACCUAUUCCUGUGCUACAAAUUGUGUCAUUUGGUUCUGAGUUAAGUAACCGUGCACCAACCUUUGAUAUGGAUCUAUCAGACUUAAUGGAUGGCGAGCAUCCAAUUUCCUAUCAAAAAGCCCAUGAGUACUUUGCGCGAGAUCCAUCUCAGAAAUGGGCAGCUUAUAUUGCUGGAACAAUUCUUGUCUUGAUGACUGAGCUUGGUGUGCGCUUUGCAGACAGUAUAUGCAUACUGGUCUCUUCUGCUGUUCCAGAAGGCAAAGGUGUUUCUUCUUCGGCAGCAGUGGAAGUAGCCACCAUGUCUGCAAUUGCGGCUGCUCAUGGGUUGAAUAUUGAUCCAAGGGAUCUCGCAUUGCUUUGUCAAAAGGCCGAGAACUAUAUUGUUGGAGCUCCAUGUGGAGUGAUGGACCAAAUGACAUCAGCUUGCGGGGAAGCUAACAAGCUGCUUGCCAUGGUUUGCCAGCCUGCAGAGGUAAAAGAGCUGGUUACGAUUCCAACUCAUAUACGAUUUUGGGGUUUUGAUUCUGGAAUACGGCACUGUGUUGGUGGCACUGAUUAUGGGUCUGUAAGAAUAGGCACCUUCAUGGGGCGUCAGAUGAUAAAAGCUGCUGCCUCUAACCUAUUGUCCCAGUCUUUAGCUAGUGUAAGUACCCCUCAACAAGGGGAUGGAGUGAACUCGGAUGAAUUUGAAGAGCAUGGCAUGGAGCUACUUAAAGCUGAAUCUUCACUGAAUUACUUAUGUAACCUUUCACCACACAGAUAUGAAGCUGUAUAUGCAAAGAACCUUCCUGAGUGCAUAGCGGGAGAGGGAUUUAUAGAUAAAUACACUGAUCACAAUGAUACCGUAACAGUUAUUGAUCCCAAGUGCGCCUAUGCAGUCAAGGCACCUACCAAACAUCCUAUAUAUGAAAAUUUCCGUGUUAUGGCCUUCAAAGCAUUAUUAACCGCAGCCAAAACCGAUGAACAGCUUUCUGCCCUUGGGGAACUUAUGUAUCAGUGCCAUUACAGCUACAAUGACUGUGGAAUUGGCUCGGAUGGGACAGAUAGACUUGUUAACUUGGUGCAAGAAAUGCAGCACAGGAGAUCAUCUAAUGGUCAAAACUCUAGUUUAUUUGGUGCAAAAAUCACUGGUGGAGGCUCUGGUGGCUCAGUUUGUGUAAUCGGAAAGAACUGCAUUAGGAGCAGCGAGGAAAUUCUUGAGAUUCAGCGAAGGUACAAAGCUGCCACUGGCUAUCUGCCCCUCAUUUUUGAGGGCUCGUCACCUGGUGCCGGAAAGUUCGGCUACCUAAGACUGCGACGUCGGGUAUCCUCAGCAGAUGGGAACAUGAAACAAGAGGCCUGAAGCCCCAGUAUGUGUAUGAAGGUUCUCCCACUCAGAAAUAAGAUCUAUGAUCUGACUAUUUUUUUUUUUAAACCUAAAAGAAUCUCUUUCCGUUGGGCUAUAUAGUGCAUUGCCCACACGCGAACAUACAAUCUAUCUUUUUUCUUUCUUUUUUUUUUUUUAUGACCACUAAAAGCAUUUUGGAGUUCAGACUGAGGAAUUGUUCGUAAACUUCCCAAAAACUAUUAUCGGUGCUUGGUGUGCCGGGUUUGGUUAUGACAUGUUCGAAGUUCAAAUACAUGCAGAUAACCCCCGAUGUCAGCUUUCGACCAGUGCCGGCAAGCCAAAUGCUGGGACUAGUCCGAAUAUAGCAAGUCGGUGGUCGUCAAGAAAGAAAGUAUUCCAGCCUGGUCUAGCUCCAGAAUGGCCCCUUCAUUUCAGGCGCUCCAAGUAGGGGUGGUGCUAAACAAUGGAGCAGCUCAAGCUCAGUUGUGGCUCCAUCAAAAAGCUAUCGAUUUAAAACGAAACAAACCAAGUUUGAUCUAGCAAAAUAGGAUCCAAGUUGGUUUCAAGCCAGGCUAACGGUUGAUCCGACGAAUAAAGAUGGAAUUUACUUUUCCGUGAGAUGAGUGUAUAUCUAUUCUGCUCAGCUUCAAAAUCAAUAAUAGAGCAUUCAAAUUGAAGGUC
Molecule: messenger RNA, 4168 nt
Organism: Elaeis guineensis (African oil palm)
Lineage: Eukaryota; Viridiplantae; Streptophyta; Magnoliopsida; Arecales; Arecaceae
Product: L-arabinokinase
Molecular function (GO): ATP binding
Source: RefSeq, a predicted model, not a curated record